AUGUCAUUUAACCAGCCUAACGGGACCUCAGCUCUCGGCUUUUGCGUGCACAGUCUUGUUGAACAUGCCGCCAUCAGGUUCUACGAUAAAAUUGCCUUGAUCUGUGCAAACAAGUCCCUCACAUUUGGGGCUCUCAACUGCCUUUCGAACCAGCUCGCAUUGGCCUUGGUAGACCAGGGCAUUGGCCAUGGCCAAAUUGUUGCCGUCGCUCUAGAAAGGUCACCCGGCCUUAUCGUGGCUUUGCUGGCAGUGCUCAAGGCGGGUGCUGCCUAUCUUCCUUUGGACCCUGUACUUCCAAAUCAGCACCUCAGACACAUGUUGAGAGACACCUCCCCGAGCUGUGUACUCGUCGACUCUACAUCAAAAGACGCAUUCACACCAUGGAGGAGUAUUUGCUUCAAUAUUGAUGACAUGCAUAACAUGCCUACUGGCGCCCGAAACCCAAACAUCAACGUACAAGCUACUGAUCUAGCCUAUAUCACGUACAGUUCCGGGCCGACUGGACGGUCCCAGAGCGUUCAAGUCACCCACGGCGCUGUCUCUCAUAUUCUAUGUUCAACUUUGCGAAAACUUGGUUGUAAUGAGACGGACCGUCUACUAGCCAUCACAACUGUUUGUUCUGGCAUUGCAGUACUGGAGCUUUUCUCACCUCUUUUGUGUGGUGCUUCCAUCGUCCUCGCUCGGACCGAGGAUAUCACCACUCCUAAGGCAUUGCUUGGUUUAAUGAGGCAAUACCGCAUCACUACCAUGCAGGCCACGCCAACAAUAUGGCAGAUCCUGCUAAAUCAAAGACUUCGGGAGGCUCCCCGCUUGACGAAUCUAAUUUGUAACGGCGGAAAGCUGCCACCAAAGCUAGCGCAAAAUCUCCUUUCAUGCGCAGACUCGGUCUGGAAUUUGUAUGAAACAGCUAUCCGGUGGAGUCUGUAA
Messenger RNA from Clonostachys byssicola, 927 nucleotides. Lineage: Eukaryota; Fungi; Ascomycota; Sordariomycetes; Hypocreales; Bionectriaceae. The record is from the annotation of a GenBank genome assembly.